Messenger RNA from Schistosoma bovis, 7277 nucleotides. The record is from the annotation of a GenBank genome assembly. Lineage: Eukaryota; Metazoa; Platyhelminthes; Trematoda; Strigeidida; Schistosomatidae.
AAUCUGGUAACUGGCGUCUACAUUUCUUUCUCCGUCUCACCUAGUUUUUAUCAUUAGGUGUUAUGGCUUCUCCACAGAUGCCCAUCAAAUUUCAGGAACAUUUGCAGUUAGUUAAUGUUGGAAUUCAGCCUACCAGCAUAGGAUUUAGUACUUUGACUAUGGAAUCGGAUAAGUUUAUUUGUGUCAGGGAAACUACAGGUGAGACAUCACAAGUUGUAAUUAUUGAUAUGAAUGAUCCAAUGAAUCCUACUCGUCGUCCUAUAUCUGCCGAUACAAUAAUAAUGAACCCCGUAAGCAAGGUAAUGGCUUUAAAAGCUGGGAAGUUGUUACAAAUUUUCAACAUCGAACUGAAAAGCAAAAUGAAGGCAUACACCAUGCCAGAAGAUGUUGUAUUUUGCAAGUGGAUAUCCGUGAACACCAUUGCACUCGUAACUGCCACAAGCGUUUAUCACUGGGCUAUGGAUGGUGAUUCAAAUCCAGUCAAGAUGUUUGAUCGUCACCAGUCUCUGACGUCUACUCACAUCAUAAGCUAUCGUUGUGAUCCAAGUCAGAAGUGGUUGUUGCUUAUCGGAAUAAAUCCAGAAAAAAACCGAGUUGUUGGGUAUAUGCAGUUGUAUAGCGUGGAGCGCAAAGUUAGUCAAGCGAUAGAGGGCCAUGCCGCUGCAUUUGCUCGUUACAUACUUGAGGGGAACACCAGUCCCACCACGUUGUUUUGUUUUGCCUCACGAAAUGCUCAAGCGUGCAAAUUACACAUAAUUGAAGUUGGCCAACCACCUGCAGGGAACCAACCAUUUACUAAGAAAGCUAUUGAUGUUUACUUCCCACCAGAAGCUCAGACCGACUUUCCUGUUGCAAUGCAGACCUCGCCAAAGUACAGCAUCAUAUACUUGAUAACGAAAAGCGGGUACUUACACCUUUAUGAUAUUGAAAGCGGAUCAUGUAUAUAUAUGAAUCGGAUAAGCAGCGAGACUAUUUUCGUAACAGCUCCUUAUGAACCAACUUCCGGUAUCAUUGGCGUAAAUAAGAAAGGGCAGGUAUUAUCCGUCAGUAUCGAUGAAGAUACUAUCAUCAGUUACAUAACCACUACAUUGGAAAACCCUACACUUGCACUCCAAAUGGCUUCCAGGUGCAAUCUUCCUGGUGCAGAAGACUUGUUUUUCAAAAAAUUCGAUUCUCUUUUUCACUCCGGUCAAUUUCUAGAAGCUGCAAAGUUAGCAGCUAAUGCUCCUAAAGGUAUUUUGCGCACUCCACAGACAAUUCAACGUUUUCAACAGAUGUCAACUACACCAACGGUAGCAUCGGCCCUGUCGAAUUAUUUUGGAAUUCUACUUGACCAAGGUCAGCUUAACAAGUUCGAAAGUCUGGAGGUUUGUAGACCAGUUUUACAACAGAAAAGGAAACAGUUGUUGGAAAAGUGGUUGAAGGAGGACAAAUUAGAAUGUUCAGAGGAGUUAGGCGAUCUUGUUAAGCAGGCGGACCCUACAUUAGCUUUGUCCGUCUACCUAAGGGCCAAUGUCCCACCAAAGGUUGUACAGUGUUUUGCGGAAACUGGCCAGUUUCAGAAAAUCAUCGUUUAUGCAAAGAAGGUCGGCUACACACCAGAUUAUAUUUUUCUGUUACGCAACCUAACUCGUAUCAACCCAGACCAAGGUUUGCAGUUUGCCCAAAUGUUGGUUCAGGAUCAAGAACCUUUAGUUGAUUUAGAACAAGUUGUAAAUGUGUUUAUGGAUCAAGGUUUGGUGCAACAAUGUACAUCAUUCUUACUGGAUGCAUUAAAGCAUAAUCGACCUUCUGAGGGACAUCUCCAAACUCGUCUAUUAGAAAUGAAUCUAAUGUCAGCACCUCAGGUUGCGGAUGCAAUUUUGGGCAACCAAAUGUUUUCGCAUUAUGAUCGGGCAGCUAUUGCUCAGUUGUGUGAGAAAGCGGGGUUGUUGCAGCGGGCUUUGGAACACUAUACUGAUCUUUACGACAUCAAACGGGCUGUCGUAAGUACACAUUUAUUAAAUCAUGAGUGGCUUGUCAAUUAUUUUGGCUCACUUUCUGUCGAUGAUUCGUUGGAGUGUUUGAGAGCUAUGCUACAGGCAAACAUUAGACAAAAUCUCCACGUCUGUGUCCAGAUUGCUACUAAGUAUCACGAACAGUUGGGGACAAAUGCGCUUAUCGAAAUUUUCGAAUCAUUCAAAUCAUUUGAAGGCUUGUUUUAUUUUUUGGGUUCUAUUGUUAAUUUUAGUCAAGAACCUGAAGUUCAUUUUAAAUAUAUUCAAGCUGCCUGUAAAACCGGACAAGUCAAAGAAGUUGAGCGUAUUUGUCGCGAAAGCAAUUGUUAUGAACCAGAACGAGUUAAAAAUUUUCUUAAGGAGGCAAAACUUACGGAUCAAUUACCUCUUAUUAUUGUCUGCGAUCGCUUCGAUUUUGUUCAUGAUCUCGUCCUUUAUUUGUUUCGUAAUAAUUUGCAGAAAUACAUUGAGAUUUAUGUGCAAAAAGUUAAUCCAGCCCGUUUACCAGUAGUUGUUGGAGGUCUUUUAGAUGUUGAUUGUUCAGAGGAUAUAAUAAAGCAGUUGAUGGCCGUUGUUCGUGGUCAGUUCAAUACUGAUGAACUUGUUGCAGAGGUGGAAAAGCGCAAUCGGCUGAAGUUAUUACUGCCAUGGCUCGAAUCACGUGUACAUGAAGGUUCUGUUGAGCCUGCUACACACAAUGCCCUAGCAAAGAUUUACAUUGACCUUAAUAACAAUCCUGAACGUUUCUUGAGAGAAAAUCAGUAUUAUAAUAGCUCUGUUGUCGGUAAAUACUGUGAAAAGCGUGAUCCACAUUUGGCGUGUAUUGCAUAUGAACGUGGACAUUGUGACCAAGAUCAAAUCAGAGUUUGCAAUGAAAACGCAUUAUUCAAAACUGAAGCUCGUUACUUAGUUAGACGGAAGGAGCCGGAGCUGUGGGCAGAAGCUUUGAGUGAAUCCAAUAUUUACCGUCGACAAUUAAUUGAUCAAGUUGUUCAGACAGCACUUUCUGAAACCCAAGAUCCUGAAGAGAUAUCCGUUUCUGUUAAAGCGUUUAUGGCUGCAGAUAUGCCGAAUGAACUAAUUGAACUUCUGGAAAAAAUAGUUUUGGACAAUUCAGUAUUUUCUGAUCAUCGCAACCUUCAAAAUCUUUUAAUUCUAACUGCAAUUAAAGCUGAUAAAAGUCGUGUCAUGGAAUACAUUAACCGCUUAGAUAAUUAUGAUGCUCCAGAUGUUGCUAACAUAGCCAUCAAUAAUUCUCUUUUUGAAGAAGCAUUUGCCAUUUUCAAGAAAUUUGAAGUCAACACAUCCGCUAUACAGGUUUUGAUUGACCAUGUCAAAAAUUUUGAUAGGGCCUAUGAAUUUGCCGAACGUUGUAAUGAACCAGCUGUCUGGAGUCUUCUAGCGCAUGCUCAGUUAGCUCAGGGCUCCAUAAAAGAAGCCAUUGACUCAUAUGUGAAGGCGUCUGAUCCUAGUCGAUUCCAAGCAGUUUCCGAAGCUGCUUCAAACUCUGGUAAUUGGGAAGAUUUAGUUCGUUAUCUCCAAAUGGCACGAAAGAAAGCCCGUGAGACGUUUAUUGAGUCAGAGCUCGCCUUCGCCUAUGCAAGGACUAAUCGUUUGUCAGAUCUUGAAGAGUUCAUUUCAGGACCAAAUCAUGCCAAUAUCACUGUUGUAGCCGAUCGUUGUUUUGACCAACAACUAUACGAGGCAGCUAAGAUAUUAUAUUCGAACGUUAGCAACUAUUCCCGCCUAGCAAUAACUUUGGUUCACUUAGGUGAGUAUCAGGGAUCUGUGGAUGCUGCUCGAAAAGCAAAUUCAACACGCACUUGGAAAGAAGUAUGUUUCGCUUGUGUAAAUCACAAGGAAUUUCGUUUGGCUCAAAUGUGCGGUCUACAUAUUGUUGUACAUGCAGAUGAAUUAGGCGAUCUUAUUAAUUACUAUGAACAACGUGGUCACUUUGAUGAACUUAUUCAACUUUUAGAAGCUGGUUUAGGUUUGGAACGGGCACAUAUGGGAAUGUUCACUGAGCUGGCAAUAUUGUAUUCAAAGUUUAAGCCAGAGAAAAUGCGGGAACAUUUGGAGCUUUUCUGGUCUCGCGUCAAUAUUCCAAAGGUUCUUCGUGCUGCUGAACAAGCCCAUUUAUGGUCGGAGUUAGUAUUUCUUUAUGAUAAGUAUGAAGAGUAUGAUAAUGCGAUUCUUACAAUGAUGAAUCAUCCAACUGAAGGAUGGAGAGAAAAUCAUUUCAAAGACUUAAUAACACGAGUUGCUAAUGUAGAAUUAUAUUAUAAAGCGAUCCAAUUCUACUUGACUUACAAACCGCUGCUUUUAAAUGAUUUACUCACGGUUUUAUCACCACGUUUGGACCAUACACGUGCAGUAAAUUUCUUCAUCAAGGCAGGGCAUAUUGCUCUAGUUAAACCUUAUUUGCGGUCUGUUCAACAAAAUAACGCAAAUAAUAAAUCAGUCAACGAGGCUUUAAACGAUUUGUUAAUCGAAGAAGAAGAUUAUCAAGCUUUAAGGCAAUCUAUUGAAACUCAUAGUAACUUUGAUCAUAUUGCGUUGGCUCAACAGUUAGAGCGUCAUGAACUCAUUGAAUUCCGUCGUCUUGCUGCUUUACUGUUUAAAGGUAGUAAUCGGUGGAUGCAAAGUAUCGACCUAUGUAAACGUGAUCAGUUGUAUUCUGACGCCAUGCAAUAUGCCUGGGAUUCUCGGGAUCCUGAGACAGCUGAGGAAUUACUUCGUUGGUUCCUUUCCGAAAAUCUUCCAGAUUGUUUUGCAGCCUGUCUCUACCGUUGUUACGAUCUACUGCGUCCAGAUGUUGUCUUGGAACUUGCUUGGCGCAAUGGACUUAUUGACAUGGCUAUGCCAUUCUUAAUUCAAACUUUGAGAGAAUUAACAACAAAAGUAUGUUGUGUAUUGAUAAGUUUUCCUGUUUCGAUUGCUUUGUUUUAUUUAUUGUUUCUUUCACUUGUUAAAACCGUUGUCUCUUAAAUUCACUUUUUUAUGGCGCCUAUUUAAUUGGGGAAUUAUUGAUAGAAGAAGCAUUGAAAUAGGUGGUAGUAUUUAUAAAAACACUAUAUAAGUGGAUCGUCUAGAACGCUCCGAACAAACACGUGCUGCGGAAGAAGAGAAAGCUGAACAGGCAGUUAAUCCGCUAGUGAUGCGAACUGAACCUCAGCUAAUGUUACCAGGACCAGCAGGAUCUAUGCCAGCUGCCUUAAUCCCACCAGCGGGCGCAGCGAUUGGGAUGUUUGGAGUUACUGGCCCACAAAUGUAUUAUCAAACAAACGGACCAUCUUUUUAAAAUGGUUUUUAUCUAUUGUGAUACAUUAAACUUGUUAUCAGACUGUUAUCUGUUUAUUACUUAUAUAAUUUUUUCUUUAUCCGAAAUGUGCUGGUUUCCUGUUUUAAAGUUUAAUCUAUCUGCCAAAAUUUCCAACUAUUGAUAAUUGGUUGUAAAAGGUGGGUUUUUAAUCAAAAGUUCCAUGUUUAUGACCAUGUUAAAAGUCUCAAAUUUGCUUAAAUAGUUUAUUUUCUACUGGUUCUGAAACUGUGCUUUCUUUGAUUAGUGAUUGGGAACCUACAAAACAUGAUUAUCUAAAAAUUGUAUAGUAUUACUAUAUAUAAACGUUAAAUAGCUUGUAAUUGAUGAAGUCAUGGAAAUCUCAACUUUUGAUAUGGUUGAAUGCUCUACGGAUUUCUGUUUGGAUUGUUUCGCUUCAGUGAUUUCCAUUCAUUCGCUAUUAAUCAACGUAAACACUGAAUGGAUUGUGCAAAAGUUGUUAAUUUUAAAAAUUCUACCGAAUGUUAUUUUUAACGACGAGUGGUCAUGUAUGGGACCAAUAACGAAAAUCAAUAUAUGCUGUAUGGCUUUUCUAUUGUAGAUAUCACUACUUGUCAGAUGACUGAAUUUAUUUUGUUAUUUUGAUGUGAUUGUACUAGGUUUUUAAUUAAUCUCUAUUAAGCGGCUGAUAUUUUCAGUGCGAUAUAACUUGGGCUUCUAUAUCACAUAGAACAAUUAUAUUAAUUUUCCUUUAUGCUUUCUGAUUGUCAGCUACCUUAAAAAUAUAGCUUGUAAACAUCUAGAUAAGUAAUGUAACAAAUCGAAUUCGCAUGACAAAACUAUUGCCUCAUAAUGUGUGUAUUUAAUUGGAUGUAUCCUGCUAAACCUUCAAUAACAAGAAAAUUCUAACUCAUUAUACAAUCAUAGCUGAUGCUGUGCUCUACGGAUUCACACAAGUAAUAAGUGGUACAUCCUGGUUUGAAGCACUUAGGCCUUAGCGUAAUAAUAUCUCAUCAUCUUCACUGCGUUCUCAAGUUUUGAGUUAACCAUGUUAUUUUCAUAAAUUGGUUAACGUUAAGAUUUUUGUGUGUAUAAAUAAGGACGGGAAAUUUGAAAGUUCUGAACAUUUGUAAUCAACAGAAGUUUACUUACAAUUAUAGUCUUAAUAAAAUAGUUGUUCUCUUCAUUGUUUUUUUUCCGAAACCAUUAUCUAUCCAUUCGAAGCGAUUUUAUUUUUUAUUACAUCGUUCACUUUUUAAUAGCGUGAUUGUAUAUAUAUGUGCUUUCGCAGUUAUUUCACAAGGGUACUCUUGUUUUUCAUAUUUUUUUCCUUUCUUAGGCGCCUCUUCCUCUCCAAUUAAAGAGUACUCGAAAGAGAUGCAGCCUUCUGCAAUGAUUAAUUUUUAAAAUUUGUAGUAAAAGUAAUUAUGUAGCGUAAACGAACCGUUCAUUUGUCAACGGUUAAGAUAUGUUUCAUGUAUCAAUAUUGUAUUAAUAUGAUUGACAUAUGUUUGUGAUUGUUUCUCUGAAUAUGUUAGUAUAUUCACAUUCUAAACAUUUCCCAACUUUAAAAUUAAUGUAUUCUCGUUCGAAUGAGGGAACGUCUAUUCAUUCCAUUUAUGUCCAGUCUUUUUGGCCAAUUCAUCAAAUCAUUGUUGCAACUAAUUCAUUACUUAUUUAUUCAUAAUAAUUGCUCUUAUUGUAAUAAUUUUUUCUUCGUAGGUCAUUUUCUGUUUUUUCUUUCUCAGUGGUGUCUAUCACCCACUUUUUUAAAAACUUCGUGUGACGCGUUAUAGGGAUGCUCACGUUCAUCAUUAUAUUUAUUAUCCUUUGGAGCUUGAACAAGUAGUAAAUUACUCAAUAUACUUGAAAUUGAAUAUCACUGUUUGAGAACUUAUUAAUUCGUCUGUAUUUAUAAUCUAAACGUACUCCUAUACAUCUGAUAUUAUCCACUUAUAAUGAAGUCUCUCAUCAGAAAAUAUAUAUGAUUUCACAGUUUU